Messenger RNA from Ectocarpus siliculosus, 3972 nucleotides. Lineage: Eukaryota; Phaeophyceae; Ectocarpales; Ectocarpaceae. The record is from the annotation of a GenBank genome assembly.
AUGCUAGAGGCGUUGCGAGAGCAGGAGGAAGAGCGCCGACUCUGCGCGGGGCCCCUCGCAACUUCGCUGCUCCGUUCCUGCGGGAGCGUAACUGCUGGGGGCAGCAACCGGGCAAGAGAAAGGGCGCAAGCGACCGUACACGAGGCCCUUCGCUGUCUGAAAGCCAACACCGGUAACAGCAACAGAAAUAGCGCCCAUCGCGACGGGCCGGAGUCACUCCUCGGAGACCUGCUUUUGGAUAAAGAAUUUGGGGGUGCCCUUAACUCCUGGGUGGGCGACCAACGGGAAACAGCAGGGCCCGCAUGGCUUGGCGGCGUGACCCAGGACAGCGACCAAACAUUCUUCGAGCAAAGAAACAAUAACGGCGCCAUUGUGACCAGUGUUCGCGUCAUUGGAGGCACCGCCGACCAGCACCAUCAGCAUCGGCCGCCAUCCAAAGCUGAUAUCAGGCGCGAAGAUCUACUGUCGGCCAUUUCUCGAGUAACGAGACACCAUAUAGAGCCAGAGUGGGCGGCAGUAGAACUUCUGGACUGCAUCGAAGAGGAGCUCACCCCCCGGCGGGAAGGGGAGCAGCAGCAGCUGCAGCGGUCAUCUCAGAUGAUGUUGGAUGCGAUCCGGGUACUGCCUGCGCCGGAGGCGGGGGAUGUUUUUGUCACCUGCGCCGCCAGGGGGCACGUCGGCGUCGUUCUCUUCUACUUCGAGGAAGGGCUGCCCAUCGACCACUCUCACACGACCCUCAAGUACCAGGCCUUGCAUGCGGCGGUGGAGUUCGGGCACUUGGACAGCGCUCGCCUGUUGGUUGCCAUGGGGGCUAAGGUGGACGCUCGCGGCGGUGCGGAAGACAGGAGCCCCCUCUUCCUAGCCGCCUUGGCCAAACGCUGGGACGCGUGCACCUGGCUGCUAGAAGUCGGUGCAAGCAAGAUUAUCCGGGACAAGAAAGGUCUCACGGCAUAUCAGGCGAUGGCGGCGAGCAGUGACCCGGAGGUGGCGGAGCGUUCGGGGAUGCUGACGGACCCGCCGCAGAGGAUCGUCUCGGUCUCGUGCCGAGGCAUCACGCACAACACCCUGGACCUGACCUGGAGCGAGCCGCUGAGGAGCUACGACGAGGAGGUCUUCGUGGGUUAUCUGGUGGAAUGGCGGCCAAUGCGGUCGCGACCUGUGUGUCCCGCCCACAGCAGACACGUCGCCGAGAGGGUAAGACCUCCGCGCAAGGGCAAGAAGAAGAGAGGACGGGCGGGCUGGCAGGGCGCGGAGAUCAGGCCGGGCACAGCGGAAGAGGCAUGCACUACAUCGCACCAGGCGUUCUCUAUGGGGGGGGACAGGGACGCGCUAGGCGCGGCGUCGGCCUCCUCGCUCCGGCGGCCCAACACCGGGGGAGGGGAGACCACCGCAGAUGAGGCCCUCCCUUGGAAGAGGCGCGAGGUGGAAGCGUUUCCACUCCGGCUCAAACACCUCUAUCCGGCGACGAACUACAUGGUGCGCGUCUCGGCGCAAACCCUCGCCGGCUACGGCGUCCCGUCGCGAGAGGCCCUGCUCCGCACUCGGGUUUCUCCGCCGUCAGCCCCGAAGGAGGCGGCCAACAUGGUGUCGGCGACACCCAACAGCAUCACCGUGGGCUGGGUGCCUCCCAAGUACGAGAACGGUGAGCCUAUCACCAGGUACGAGAUCCAACGGCUGGUUCUCGACCGGCAUCACCCCGAUUGGGACAAGGGGCGUGUGUUGGCCAAGACUGGGAGCAGUGAACUCCUCACUACCACCACCACUACCACCACCACCAGCGAUUGCAGUGGCAGCGACAACAGCAACGGCAACGACGAGAGCACGAACACCGUUACCGUAACGACUUCAACCAAUUCUAUCUGCUCUGCCUCGAGAACCCAGACCGAGGCAACACAAGCUCCAGCAGAGACGCCCGCGUGUGUUGGCUCCGGUGUGGAGUCGGGCUCUACUGAAGAAUCCAGGGUCAAGCUACCUUCGGUGUCGGGAGGAGGAGGGUCGGGGACGGGGGCGAUGGACGAGGACAAAAAGAAGAUCGGAGUAUGGAUCGGGCGAAGGACGGACAAACUGUCUCCCUAUCAUACCGCGGGGGGGCUUCCCACCUACUGCAGGGCUCUGUUCCGGGUGAGGGCGGGGAACCUGGCCGGAUGGGGUCCUUGGUCACCCUCGAGCGACGCCCUGGAGGCCCAGGACAUCAUCCUGCCCAUCAAAAGAGGGGCCACCCAGAUGCUCAUGCGUUGGUUCAACAAGCCCGAUGGGGACGUCUUGCGAUGGGAGUUGUCGAGGCGGGUCUUCAAGUACGGCACAGACUUUAGGGGCGACAAUGACGACAGCUGGAUUUUGUGUUCGAGGGAUAUUCCUGGUUUACGCGAAGGCGAGAGCACGUUUCGCUGCAAAGGUCUCAUGCCCGGAACAGAGUACCAGUUUCGGUUGCGCGCGUACUCCAACGGCUGCUGGCAGGCCAGCGAGGAGUCCAUCGUGAGCAGUCCUUUCAAAACGAUCUGCUCGCCGCCGGACGCGCCCCCCGCCUGCCCAUGCACCCGCCAGCUGGCAUCGGACCCGCUUGUGGUAGGGGGAAUGGUCGACACUGGGGCCUUGUUGUCGGCCGAUGCCGAAGAACCCGCAACAAGCGGUAUCACGAGGGGAGACAAUCGUCGUGAUGGUGAUGGUGAUGGUGAUGGUGAUGGUGGGGGUGUCGACGGAAGGGGGUCCGUGGACGCGGGCGGGGAUGCUGCCUUCUCGAGGAGAACGAGGGCGGCGGCUGCGGCGGCCGCUGUUGUCCGAGGAAAGGCUCGCGCGGAAGAAGACUUCGCCGACACCGGAAGAGAUGUCAAUGGUUGCGCAGAUGCCGGCAGCGAAAGCCGUUACGACGGCCACAGCAGUGGCAGCGGUGGCGACGAUGGGAGGACGGAAACGCAUGGUGACCAGGGUGCUGGUGAGGGAGUCGGCAAGGCCGCUUGCAAGAGUAUCGUCCACGGGGAGGGGAGGGCGGAGGUGAUGGGGCUCGAGGUAAAAGAUUGGGACAAAUGUGUCCGAACAAGCAGGGACGACGAGGAAAUAAUCCGGCGACGGACGCACGAAGCGACAUCCCAGGCGGAAGAGCAGGACGAGGUGGGCAUGGAGCAAACUGGUGCGCGAGGAGUGCGGUUGAGCAACGAUGAAGCGGAAAGCAUCGGGGAGUCGCCUUUCCUGCCUGAGUUAUCGGGCGAUGCCACGACGAAGAGAAAUCACGGAGAACUGGAAGAAGGGAAGAGCCGAGAGGAUGAGAGUGUGGAAGACUUAGCGAAAACAGCCAAGUUAUGCUCGAGCGCGUCGACGACGAUGGUGCUAGAGUGGGACGCGGGUUGUACUAAUGGGUCGAUCACUACCAACUACGAGGUGUGGGGCGUGGCAGACUCCACCCAAGGCCAAGACAAGACGAGCGGAAGUGGCAAAUGGACACUGGUAGCCUUGACGAAGGCCGCACCGACGGCAACCCUGAGUGGGUUGCGCGAGGCGCAACCAUACCGAUUCAAGGUCCGAGCCCGCAACGGGCUCGGAUGGAGCGAGUUCGGCCCGCCUACCCCACCGGUUGUCUUGAACCCGCUGCGGCCUUGCGAAGCGCCGGAGCUGGUGGACCGAGGCAUAACAUGGCUGGCUUUGAAGCUACGCGCGCCACCAGGGGCGGGGCUUCUGCUCGGCUUUGAGAUGCACAUGUGCCGGUGGGCCCCCGGAAUGAGCGAGGGUGAAGAAACGUGGCGCCUAGUGGUGGACUCCCAGAGAGAGCAAGGUGGUCGAGAGGACCCCUCGAACUCUUCGACAACAACAACAACAACAACAACAGCAUCCCCAUCGUCAAGGCGUGAGGAGUCCCGCAUGGUAUGGGACUUGAAGCCAGGGGCGGGCUACCGCUUCAAGGCGCGCGCACGAACGGUGUUUGGUUGGAGCCCCGGAGGGCCCGCGAGCGACGUGUACAACACUGCGAGGCGUUUUUGA